AUGGCCAUUCCUCAAAAGCGUCCCAGGUCGACAGCCGAUGACGCAAAUAGCGUCAAGAAGCAGAAAGAUCAAGUGAAGGUUUCGGAUCCGCCAGUGACGGCUAAGAAAAUGACCCACCAUACAGCACCCGCGACAAAACGUGCCGCAGCGCCUUCUGCGGCGCCCACCACUAGCGCAAAUUCCCGUUCCUUCAAAAGUGAUUCGGCGGCAUCCAUGCCGCCUUCGAAUUCGACUUUAGGGAAGGGAAAGAUGCCGCCAUCGUCGUCUCUCCUUGCGUCGGUGCGCACCACACCGUCGAAGAAGACGCCACCAUCGGCUUCUCGAGAAACCACUGAUCUUUCGCCCGAAAGAAGACCCAGUGCUGAGAAUGGCAAAUUGCUCCAGAAAAAGCCGGUGGUGAUGACUGCGACAGUGAAAACGCCCUGGUACUAUGCCUUGCUUUUUGGUAUUGCUGCCCUUUUGGCCGUCACGAACGUCGCAACGUUGGGGUUGUGGAUGCAAUCCAACGCAGAAUACGAACUGAAAAUAGGCAAUCUGGAACACCAAAUCGAUGUCGCGACGGAAAAUGAAUUCUACAAGGUCAAGGAUACCCGCCACGCAGCCAUUUUGGAAUGUGACAAUAAGGUAAAUGAGCUGGAGCAGAUCCACGCACAAGUUCUGGUCGAAAUGAAAGAAGGACACUUUGAAAAGUUGCGCAUCAUGGAAGAACGUCUAUUUGACACAGAGUCCAUCCUUGAAGAAGAGAUUGUUGAAGACCAAGUAGAUAUCAGCCCAGCAGAAGAGCAAGAGUGCAAAGAUUUUCGACCCAAAUGCAAAAAGUGGGCUGCCUUGGGCAAGUGUGAAAUCGGCAGUCCCUAUUUGAAACAAACCUGUCGCAAGAGCUGCAAUUUAUGCUAA
Phaeodactylum tricornutum CCAP 1055/1 is the source of this 897-nucleotide messenger RNA. RefSeq lists its product with no specific name. Lineage: Eukaryota; Bacillariophyta; Bacillariophyceae; Surirellales; Neidiaceae. Bases 1 to 897 code for a protein of 298 amino acids. The record is from RefSeq and is a predicted model, not a curated record. The transcript has a single exon.